This is a messenger RNA of Sphenostylis stenocarpa, 408 nucleotides long. NCBI's taxonomy places the organism in Eukaryota, Viridiplantae, Streptophyta, Magnoliopsida, Fabales, Fabaceae. The record is from the annotation of a GenBank genome assembly.
AUGACCCAAGAGGCUGAUUCCCCUCCAGAAAACGAGGAUCAAGGAUUACUGGUCAGUCACAACAACAGUGGCACUGAUAAGAAUAGUAUAGGGGCAAAGUUCAAGGAUUGUGUAGAGACCCUUAAGAAGGAGAGUGAGAACCUCUUCCUCACUACACUCAAGCACGUGGACGAAUGCGUUAAAUCUGAUUUGGUCACUAGGAACCAUAACAAUCAAUUGCCGCAGUUGCAUCGGGACGACAACUUGGUUCUGGAUUCGUUGCCGUCUGGAAAUAUUAACGACCUUGGUAAAAGCAUUAAGCUUAAGGUGGCAGCUAGGUUAGAAGAGGAAUGUUUAGAUGUGUACAGAACUUGUCGGAGGGGGUUACGGAAGGACAUUCGGUCCUUGUUUAAAAAGCUAUCAAAAUAA